AUGGGCUGUUACAAUGUAGUAGUUGAGGAUGAUGAGGAUGCUAUUUGGGAGGAGGAUGACAUUGGUAAAGUUACACAUAUUCUUCUGGAAAAUGACCAUGAGCAAAUGGUCGCUUCUGUGAUUCCACCAUUGUUUCAUCAGUGCUCUGUCUCUCUAGGCUCUCAUUCAGGAUCUGUUCCUCACUCUUUGUCUGUUGCUUCUGAUUCUCGUGGACAGUCUCAAGCAUCAUCUGUUAGUAGAUCUGAGGUGACUGGUCCUUCAAGGCUUUCUAGUGCCAACAAAGCGCUUCUGUUAGAAUAUCUUGGGAUUGACAGAGAUCUUGCUUCUCUGGAUAAGGCUGGGUUGCCUAUCAGAAGUUUAAGGCUAUCAUAA
Messenger RNA from Laccaria bicolor S238N-H82, 372 nucleotides. RefSeq lists its product as uncharacterized. The coding region runs from base 1 to 372 and encodes 123 amino acids. NCBI's taxonomy places the organism in Eukaryota, Fungi, Basidiomycota, Agaricomycetes, Agaricales, Hydnangiaceae. The transcript has 2 exons. The record is from RefSeq and is a predicted model, not a curated record.